Molecule: messenger RNA, 930 nt
Organism: Acyrthosiphon pisum (pea aphid)
Lineage: Eukaryota; Metazoa; Arthropoda; Insecta; Hemiptera; Aphididae
Product: signal recognition particle subunit SRP72-like
Exons: 5
Coding region: 368-820 (150 amino acids)
Biological process (GO): SRP-dependent cotranslational protein targeting to membrane
Cellular component (GO): signal recognition particle, endoplasmic reticulum targeting
Molecular function (GO): ribosome binding; 7S RNA binding
Source: RefSeq, a predicted model, not a curated record
UAUUAUUAUUAAUUUUUUUUUCUAGAAUAACAGUAAUGAAGCAAUUACUUUACUGGAGAAUCUUGGUGAAUUUAAGUAUAAACUUGGAAUUGUGAGCACACUUGUUACGCUAUAUUUAAAUGUUGACAAUUUUAAAGCGGCAUCUGACUUAUUUAAUGACACUUUGUCUUGGUAUAGUCAAAAAGAGGUGGAUAAUUCAAAGAUAACCAUUUUAUUAAAACAACUUGCAAAAUUACAUUUACGGGAACAAGAUCCCAAGGAAGCAGCUAAACGUCUAACGCGACUACUUGAAUUAAAUCCUAAUAAUAAAAAGUUUUUGGCGCAACUCAUUAUCGCCUACACACAGUUUGACCCAGAAAAAGCUCAAAUGUACAGUAAGCAACUUCCACCAUUGGACCUUCAAGAUACUGACAUAGAUUUACUUGAGAAUACUAACUGGAUGAUGGGAUCUAAAUUAAUCAAAAAGUCCACAUUGAAACCAGAUUUUGCAGGAUCCAAGACAGAAGUAGAGAAGAAACGAAAGAAGAAAAGAAAGAUUAUAUUGCCCAAAAAUUUCAACCCAGAUGUGCCUCCUAAUCCUGAACGUUGGUUACCAAGACACGAGCGUACUGGAUACCGGAAGAAGAAAGACAGGAGAAGCAAAGAAACAGGCAUCGGUAAAGGAACGCAAGGGGCCAGCAAUGUGUCAAGUGAACAAUUUAACAUCAAAAACAUUGCGGCUCAACCUAAACCACAGACUGCUCAAGUGCCUUCCGAAAAUGCACCCAGGCUUCAACACCGAAAGGGAGGACAAUAUAAAAAGAAGAAGAAGGGAAAAUAAACAUAUAAUUUGUUACUAACCAAUAAACAAAUUUAAUUAUAUAAUAGUAUAAUUAAUAUCAAAUUCCAUCAACAAAUUUUUAAUAUAUAUAUUAAAUAUUUCCUUAUCUA